UCGUGACGUCACACACGACGCAGGAAGUGAGAGCAAACCAAAACAAUCCGGACGCUCUGCUGUCUCACGCGAAAUAUUUCAAAAAUGGGAGUGAAAGGUCUCCAAUAUUUCAUGGAGCGCUGCUGUCCAGAAUCCUGCGUGACUGUCAAUCUGAGAGAGAUGGCCAGACAACAUGUUUACAAAACAACCGACAACUCUUCCAGCUGUCCCACACUCGUUGUGGAUGGCAUGGCCUGCCUGUGCCACUGGUACUUGUGUAAAGACUGGGUGUGCGGGGGGCAGUGGAAGGAGUACAUGAGCAUCCUGAGAAGCUGGGUGGAGACAUUCACCUCUGCAGGAAUCCGUCUUGUCUUCUUCUUCGAUGGCAUGGUUGAGGAGAAGAAGAGACCCGUAUGGGUGAAGCGGCGGCGAAGAGUGAAUGGGGAGAUAUCUAAAAUAUUCCGUUACAUUAAGUUACACGGCGAGCAACCAGGCAAAGAUCUCUUCAGUCUGCCAUCUGGCUUGGCAACAUUCACACGCUUUGCCCUCAGAUCAUUAGGUCAGGAUGUAUUUUGCUCAGUGCAGGAGGCUGACUAUGAGAUUGCCUGUUAUGCCCGACGCCAUGGCUGCAUGGGCAUUUUGGGACAGGACUCAGACUUUGUCAUUUUUAACAGCGCUCCUUACUUAUCAGUGGCAAAACUGCACUUAGACCGCCUCACCACUGUCCUGUAUGACCGAGAGAUACUUUGCCGUGCCAUUGGAUUGAAUGUUUCUCAGUUACCGCUACUGGCCUGUCUCCUCGGAAAUGAUGUGGUGCCAGAGGAGUGCAUGCAGGCGAUCCGGAAUAAUGCAAUGGCCGCAUACAGGAAGUCGUAUGAUGCAGCCCACUCUGGUGCUCCUCAAGGGCAAAUGGUGUUCGCUGUAUCCCAGUUUGUCAGCUCUUUGUGGGGCACAGAGGAGGAAGAGAUGGGGCUCAUACCUCUGACUCUGAAACUACCAGUUGCAGAGAGAAAGCUCCUGGAAAAAGGAAUUUGCUCCUAUUUGCUGGCUGCACCGGACGUUCCUCAGCAGGAUGCCACACCUCCAUUUACCUCUACCUUUGAGAAAUAUGUCAGUCCAGAAAUAUUAAAGGCUUGUAGAGAAAAGCAUGUCUCGGCAGAGGGUUUCAUGGUUUACAAUGUCCUGUGCGAAGGAGUGAUUGAAUGUAGUAACAGUCUGGAAGAUGAGGAGGAUCAUGAACUGUUGCCUCAGGCUGUGGUUUUUAAGUCCUCCAGACAACACAUCUAUGGUCUGCUCCUCCUCAACAAGCACGAUGACAGCACAGCGGAACCUCCAGCCAUCAGAGAGUGGAUUGUCUAUCCAGGCAACCCUUUGAAUGAGCCCGACAUGGUCCCCGCCGUGCCAAUCUGCAUCCCGUGUGAGCAGCCCAGUCUGGACUUGAUGUGGUUCACUUCUGGCCCGGAUGUUUCGGCCUUGCGUCUGAUGAGCUUUUUUUCAAUAUUUGACUGCCAGGAGUUUGCCGAAUUGCAUGGAGUCAUUGAAGACUUUCUUCUGGCUGCUCUUUGUCUGGUCACCUAUAUUGUCCUCCAGGUACCAUCUUUAUGUUCAGAGGAUGUGGAUGCUUACCUGAGUCAAGCUGUGUGUCUGAGGCUCAGAUCUCUGCAAGAGCUUCAACAUAUCAAGCUGCCAUUCCUCUGCAGCCGAGCAGUCCAACUGGGCUCUCUCUACGUCCGAGGACUGAGCUACAUGCUGGGGGCCAACUGUGCCAGUGGCUGCCCAUUGCCCAACGCUGCCCUCAUGCCUUGGCAGAGCUUCGAUGGACAGCUCUUCCACUCGAAAUACCUGCUGGCGCAUAGCCGCACUGAGCAAGCAGUGCUGCUGGAUAAGCAUCCGUCCAGUCUUGCCUUGUUUCUCCAGCUGAGAGAGAAACAUUUAGAAGUUUGCAAGAAGAGAAACAGAGUCUUGCAGUCUCAAUCCAAAGUUAACGUGCUCGGACAAAGCCAUAGGCCCCAAUACAGAGAUGGACGCACAGCUGGCGGUGACAAUUGGCGGGAGAGGGGCGAUACAUCGUUCGGAGGGUGGAGGAGGGAGACUGGGCAACGAGGUGGUGGAAACAGCAGAGCCAAACUACAAGAGAGACCUGCACACAGAGGAAGGGGAGGAGACCAACAUUCCCACCCUCGCUUUCUUCCUCCCUCUGUGGAUGAAGGUGCUCAGAACACGAGCUCUCGACCAGAACACACUCUGAGUCGUUGGCGUCCUAGCAGAGGGCGAUACUAGUUGGCUCCCAGAUGGCGUCUGCCUCCUGCUCCUGGAACGUAACUCCACCCUGUCAUAGCGGAGUGGAUUAGAGUGUAGGACUUGAAGAGUUAAGGGGGUAGGAAAGAGCUGAUGAAAGGCAUCACAGAAUGAAGUCCCUCUGAACAAACUGAUUAGAUGUCAAGAAUGUUUGACUAAAGGAUGCAGUAGGGGGGUUACGCAGAGAUAAUUGAGAGGUCAAGGACAUUGAAAUUUGUCAUUUUUGUCAGCUUUUGUUUUGUUUGUUUUUUAAUGAAAAAGAAGAAACAUCCAGUGGCAUCACUCACCACUGUUCAAACUUGCUGUGACGGA
This is a messenger RNA of Hippocampus comes (tiger tail seahorse), 2589 nucleotides long. RefSeq names its product family with sequence similarity 120 member B (gene fam120b). The coding region runs from base 85 to 2259 and encodes 724 amino acids. Gene Ontology annotation, cellular component: nucleus. The transcript is spliced from 15 exons. The record is from RefSeq and is a predicted model, not a curated record. NCBI's taxonomy places the organism in Eukaryota, Metazoa, Chordata, Actinopteri, Syngnathiformes, Syngnathidae.